AAGGAUAUGAUGUUCAUUGAGUAUCAUGUUACAAGCACUGUUCUGUCCGCCUUGCGUUACCACAUAAAGACGUUAUCUAAACCCCUAUUUUUAGCAACCACCGGUGACUGAUUUUGUAAUAAAUAGAGGAGCACCGAGCUAGUUUGACAACGCACUUAAACUUGUAGAGCUGCUUGAGCAUCUAUCAGAAGAUAUAACACUCUUGCCUAAAGAGACACUCUUGCAGAGCUGAACCAAGAAGGACUUCAAGACAUUCACUGCUACAUUUAUUACUGUUUAUUGAACAUCAUUAUGAAUAGUUCCAGUAUUACUCUUACUCUACUAGCGAUUGCACUAUUAUUCAUCAUUAGAGGAGCUGUGAGUGCUGUUUCGAGUUCUACUCAAAGCGGUUGUUACAACUCUCAAGUCACCCUUACCUGCCCACAUUACACGCAGAACCGAGCAGGAAACUUGAAGUGGCGAUUUUACAACAAAGCAACAAGCAAAUGGUCCCUAGUAGCCAGCAUUACUGGAAUUGGCAACAUGCGGGUGAACUCCGCUAAUACUCCACUAGAUGGACGACUAACUAUCCAUCCUAGUGGAUCACUAGAGAUCGCCACACUGAAGCCUGAUGACGAGACAGAAUUCAUGUGUAUAGUGACACAAGGACCAAGGAAAUUGCACCGUGUAUUCCUUAAUGUAACAUGUGGCAACACCACGCUUAUUACUCGCCAGAUCUGUUUAGAAGAAGAUGUGGUUCUCGACUGUGACGCAAAGCACAGAACCAACCCAAGAAAGCUGGACGAAGUCAAAUGGCACAAGAAGAACACCUCGGGGAACGAUGUGUCCUGGUCGUUACUCGUAGCUUCCAGGGGUUCUAAUCCAGUGGUUGCCAAUGGAUUGCAAUUCCAUGGCAACGGGUCUUUGGUACUGAAAGGGGGAAGAGCUGAAGGCGUUCUUCGUUACAAAUGUGACGUCACCAAAAAUGUUGCAAGUCAAUUGGACAGGCACAUUAUUGUGUUAAAAAACAUCAAGUGCCAGCAACCAGUUACCCCCAAGACAAGAAAAGGUCGCUCUAUCUCAUCGCUAUUCUCCCUCUGAAGAGCAAAUAUAAAUUCUUACGUUACAUGUACAUAAACAAAGGAAUAGGUACCGUUUUCCUUAUUGAAAACGCGCCAAAUUUAUACAAGUUAUUAACAUGAUCCACACGACAGAAGUUUUUGUUCGCUAGGGAAUUUAUAGUAAAAGUAAAAGCAGAACAGAAAAAAGGUAUUCGUAUAGGUUAGGUAGUAUUUUGAAAUUUAUAUUUUUGCUAUGCAAAGAUAUUGUAGGCAUUAUAUUUUGCCCAUGCGCAGUUGUAUACAUAUGGAUGUUAUUUAAAAUGUUAGCAUUCCAAGAGCUAUUAGCCAAUUGUCAGUUAUUUAUAUUAGCUAUACACCAAGAGAAAAUGAACUAAGAGAAGGAAUCCCCGUGUUCCAUCAUGUGCAUUUUUAGAAUCAUUGAUGCUAUUUUUAACUCGUUACCAUGCCCGCGCGAUAAUCAUGCUUCCCUUUAAUGCCUCGUUUUAGGACACGGAAAGCGUCAUAUUUCGCUACGGUCACAACAAAAACACAGGCUUUGCUUACUGCAAGACUGGAAGCCGCCUACCCUCAAGAAAUCAACCAAUCAGGUUCUUCGCUCAAAAUAUCUCCAAGCUAAAAAUAGCAUCAAACUGUGCACAUGAUGGUUACAAGGCUAUAAUAGGUAGGAUUCCUUCUCUUAGUUCAUAUUCUCUUGCUAUACACUUAAUAUGAAUGUGGCUAUAAAUAAUUCUGCUUCAAUUAGAUAUUUAUAAAAGUCUAUAAAAUGUUCUCAAAUCGAAAAUACUUUAAUGAUAAAAUACAUAAAGUAUCUUAAAAUAUUAUUAGGAAUUUUACAAUUAUAAUAU
This is a messenger RNA of Actinia tenebrosa (Australian red waratah sea anemone), 1906 nucleotides long. RefSeq lists its product as uncharacterized. The record is from RefSeq and is a predicted model, not a curated record. Lineage: Eukaryota; Metazoa; Cnidaria; Anthozoa; Actiniaria; Actiniidae.